CUGGUUACCAUGACAACCUUGAAAGUAAUUUUACAGAAAGUACCCUAGCAAACCCCUAGCAAACGUUGAUUUUAAAAAAAAGAAGAAGAAUUCAGGGUUAAUUGCUUAAUAUUUACAGCCUGCAGACGUGCCGUCGGUGGUAUGCGACAGGAGAGAAAAGACUCCCCUCAAAACCAAGAACAGCUUAAAGAAGUAGUGGAUGUGAGAAAGCAGAGCCUGAUGCAGCACAAGAAUGAGGGUGAAGGUGACGCCAUGUGCUGCAGUAUGGACACCUCCAGGUGGUCCACUCCCUCCAGCCUGCACUGUGCCUCUAAUAGUUUACACUACUCAUCAGACUUUGAAGACAAAGCUGACUCGUUUGCGGACAAGACCCCAGAAGCCAAGUCACCCAGAGGGAAAAAAGCAAAAGGGCCCCACAGGCCACAGGCAAAAAACUAUGCUACAACCCUCCAUGUCUUCAAGUUGCCUCCAAUCAAGCCCCUGCAGAUUUCAAGGCCUCCGCUUGAUUCUGACAACUUCAAUUGCAUCAGAGAGCUGAGGAGCAAGGUUUGGGACCUGAAGCAGCAGCUGAGCGAGGUCAAGACUGAGAACAAGCUGCUGAAGAAGCUCCAGCAUCGCCACACGAUGGCACUGCAGCACUACCAAGACUCAGAAGGCAGCCUCUCACAGAUCCUCACCAAACAGAAUAAUGAAGCCCGAGUGCUGCAAGGGUUGCUACACGAAACCCGCAUCUGCCGUGACAAUCUGGCAAGGCAGCUCCAAGCUAAGGAAAACAAGUUGCUAAACACAAAGGCCAGUCUCCAGCACCUACAGCAGCUCAGCCAGGAUCAAAGCCUGCUGGAGAGGGAGGAACUCACCGUCAGGCUAACCAACGCCACUGCCGAGCUGGAGGAAAAGGACAAGAGGAUAGUGGACUUGGAGAGGAAUCUUGAGUUAUGCCAAGCCUCAUUCAAUCGGCAAAUAAUCACUGAACAAAGAAAGAUCAACAAAGCGAGACAGGUAUCCUACUACCUUCAAGAGCAACUAUGUCAGCAAAGCAAGGAAAUUCAAGAUAAACAGAGAGUACUGGAAACACACAAUAUUUACUCCCACAAAUUUCAAAAAAGAUUGACCAAAAAAGAAAGCAAGACGGUUCAAACAGAUGGGUUAAUCCUUCUCCCCACUGAGGCGGCAAGGCUUCUGAAGUUGGACAUUACGGAGACUGAUGAGAGACUGGAGGAGGACAGCUCAGUGAAGGAGUGUUGUUACAAUCCAGUGCAGGAGUUUUUGCUAAUAGAGACCCCAAAUAUAGAGGUUUCUGCAAAUGUCACAUUAGAAGAGAAUGUCCAAGAGGAUACUGAGACAUUUGCAGAUGCCAGUCAGCACAACAGCUGUCCAAAAGAGAGGCUAGAAGAUGACACUGAGGGAGACAGUGUCAUAGAAAAGGAAGCAUCAGAGGUUCCAAAGGUGUCUGAGAAAGGGCAGGAAACAGAGGAACAUGAAAGUUCUGAAAAGUCUCUGAAUACAGCUGAACCUAAGAGAAAUGCAAACACACCCCCCAAAAUCAGAUGCAACUACACCUUCAAGCGGUCUAUUAAGAACCUACACAAUGGAAUCCCUGCAUCCUCCAGGGUGGAUCUGAAUCCCUAUGAAAGCUCCAAGAGCCUGAUGAGUGUGGAAACCCACAGCUGUAAAAUUGGUGCACUUCAUCUGCCAGCUGGGAAAUCAAGAAGAAGUGCAGUACGAAGCCCUCAGUGUGAGUAAAGACAGAAAGAGCAGACUGAUGAGGAUCCCGUAAAGUCACUGAUGUAGUGGCUAUACUUUCCAGCUGCCAUACACACAAGAAAAUUGUAUGAGGGAAUUUCAAUUGUACUGAUUUUCUCAUCCUGAAAUAUUUCUAAAUAAAUUACUUUUUUUUAGAUUCAAGCACAACA
This is a messenger RNA of Scatophagus argus, 1913 nucleotides long. Its product is annotated as lebercilin-like protein. The coding region runs from base 142 to 1743 and encodes 533 amino acids. The record is from RefSeq and is a predicted model, not a curated record. Lineage: Eukaryota; Metazoa; Chordata; Actinopteri; Scatophagidae. The transcript is spliced from 9 exons. Gene Ontology annotation, cellular component: axoneme. Gene Ontology annotation, biological process: intraciliary transport.